UUCGAAGUGCCGCAGAAACAGAUGGGCGUUCGUGCACUUUAUUUUUGUUUAUUCUCAUAAAGACGCACACGAUGGAACACAACGAGCAGAGUUUAACUUUAGACUGUUUAAUAAGUAUAUUUUCUUUUCUCAGUGAAGACGAUCUAAUCAAAGUGUCGUGCGUUUGUAAGGACUGGAAUGAAGCUGCAGAGACACAGUGGUUAUGGAGAGAGAUGUGCCUGCGUCGCUGGGGUUUCUGUAACGUGGCCCAGCUGCUCUCAGACACGACCUCGUACACGUGGAAGCGUUAUUACCUCCAUCGCUCCUCCCUGGAGCUGAACAUGAAGUGCGGCCGAUCAGGAGGAGAUUACAGCUGUAACAGCCUGAGGGGACACACAGGCCGGAUCGUCGGCUUCUCGUACCUGAUGGGAAACAGCGCUUUACACGACAUGUGGAACGUCACGCCGAUCGUCUGCAGCGCCUCCUCUGACGGAACACUCAAAGCCUGGGACAUACACAAGGGUGUUCCUCUGUGGUCCAGCUCCGCUCAGAACCCGCUGACCCGUAUCAUCACGGACCCAGAGCAGAGCAUUGUGAUCACGUCGGACAGCGCCGGGACGAUCAGCACGUGGCAGGGACGGACGGGAGAGCCGCUGAACUCCUUCACCUCGGGCUCGUCUCAGUGCACGUUAAUGACCUUCAGCACAGAGGGAAACGCUUUCGUUACGGUGGGAACUUCGCUGGGGUCUCUCCUCGUCCUGACGUCACCGCAGCUGUCUGAAACAUCUCGGCACGUGGUGUGCGACUCGUUCGCUCUGAACGUCCUCCUCUCUUCUCCUGAUAAGAAGUGGAUCCUCGCUGCAUCUAAGGACAACUCGGACCUGAGCCCGAAGGUUUUCAGCACUCAGAGUGUGUGUAGUCCUGAGAAAGACUCUGAAGCUGUGUGUGUGUGUUUGCCGGUCCGUGGCUGCGCGUCUGCGGCGUUCUUCCCCUCUCAGGCCGCGCGAGUGGCCGUGGUUCACAGCGGCUCCGAGCUCAGACUCAACAUGCUGUCUGUGUUCGAGUUCAGCCUGAAGAAGUCCAGAUACAAGCAGGAGGCUCAGGCUCAGCAGGUCGAAUCUUUCCGUCUGGAUUUAAGCAGCUGGAACUCGGACCUGACUCUCCAGACGAAAGGGAACAGCAUGGUUCUGAUUGCAGACGGUACCGACCUGAAGGUCUACACCCUUAAAGGCGAGCUAAUCUCCAGCUUUAAGGAGCAUCUCCAGCCCAUCACGUCUGUGUGUGUGGACGAUUUCCGGGUUGUCACAGCGUCGCGUGAUUUAUCUCUGCGAGUGCUGACCUGGAGGAAGGACAGAGAGAAAGGGUUAAUGCUGGAGAGUCAGUAUCACCUGCUGGGUGGCUCUCACACCAUGUCCAGAGGAUUCACUGCGGUGGCGUGCGAUUAUGCGAGCAUCGUCGCCUCGGUGGAAGCCGUUAAUGGAAAGGACGUCCUGAAGGCCUACGUCUUUAAUUCUUGAACAGAUCUGGAACAGACAUUUACAGCCUCCAGAUUAAAAUACGCCUUAAUGCGCUGCUUGUGCUCGAGCAUGUUUAUUGAUGUGUUUUAGAGUGAGCAUCGCUGUGCACUUUGAAAGGUUUAACAUAUCUUUUUUCCCUUUAAAAAUUUGUUACUAGAGUAAUUUGUAGAAACAGGGUGUACUGGGUUUGUAAUGGUGAGAUCAUUCAUUGCUCGGUGAGUGAUAAUGAUGAUGAUGAUGAUGAUGAUGAUAAUUUGAAUUACUAUGCCUGCCAUAAAGCUGCUUCACAGAAAAUCCACUAGAUUUUGAUUCCUAAUGAACAAGCCAGAGGUUACAGUGCUGAGGAAGUAAAAAGCUUCCUGAGAUGAUGUGAGAAGAAACCUCUGGAAGAAUCGCUCAAAAUGGAACCCGUGUUCUCCUGGAUGAUAAUGGAUAGUGUGAUUAUAAAUCAUUACAGUAUAGUCAUGUAGUGAAAAAGUCAGCAUCCUCCUGAGACUAUUCACAGCUUCAGGAGACGAGGUUUAAGUGCAGAAAGCUCCAGGAACACACGGGUUGGCAGGGAUACAGGAGCUGUAUCCUGCAUCACUAAUUUGAGACACAAACCAACAUUCACACACGCAUUCACAAAAGCCAAUUAGUCUAACCUGCAUGUCUUUGGACUGUGGAGGAAAUCCACCAAGCAUGGGGAGAACAUGCAAACUCCAUGCAGACAGAUCGGACCCUGGAGGUGGAAGGCAACAGUGCUAGCCACUACACCACAGUGCCGCCUUACGAGCGCAAUAUGAAGUGUUGUCUGAUCUAUCUUGUCAACAUGCUGCGUUGGCCUGCGGACCUGCCACUUAUGUUUUUUGUUUUUCUCACCAUUCAGUGUAACCCAGCACAUCUGGCACCACAGCCACGGCGUGUGUAAAGUCACAAGGACGAUCAAACAUGUUUAAUUUGAACAUUAACUAAAGCUCUUUUUCUCUAUCUGCGUGAUGCAUAUGCAUUAUUCUGCUGAAUUAGCUUUGUGGAUAAUUGCAUGAAUUAACAGGUGUACUGAUGUAAAAUAAAGCACUACACAUACUUGCGCAAUAUCUGUGCUGCGUUGACGCGCCUAAUGCACCGCAGUCUGUCUGAUUUUCAUUUUGAGGUACAGUUUUCAAUUCAAUUCAAUUCAAUUUUAUUUGUAUAGCGCCUUUAACAAUGGUCAUUGUUUCAAAGCAGCUUCACAAAAAUAAAAAGAAAAUUUAUGGAA
Molecule: messenger RNA, 2733 nt
Organism: Clarias gariepinus (North African catfish)
Lineage: Eukaryota; Metazoa; Chordata; Actinopteri; Siluriformes; Clariidae
Gene: fbxw12
Product: F-box and WD repeat domain containing 12
Exons: 10
Coding region: 72-1496 (474 amino acids)
Molecular function (GO): protein binding
Source: RefSeq, a predicted model, not a curated record